AUGUUUCCUUUGCCACCGGAUGUCAAGAAACAUGCUUCAUGGCGAGGAUGGGGAUCUCGCUGGCGUGCAUCCGACACGUUUAUUCUGACUAGCAUGUCCAUGGCAUUAUUUACAGAUGAAAUGCUAUUCGCCUUCAUGGUCCCACUACUCCCUCACAUCUUCGAGGACCGCUUAGGGCUAGACAAAUCUCUCACUCAGCGCUUCACCUCUAUAUUUCUGGUCGAAGGCGCGUUAAUAUCUAUCGUCUCAAGCCCAUUUGUCGGGAAUAUAGCCGACCGGGCCAGCUCCAAGAAGGUGUUACUGCUGGUAUUGCUGGUGUUGACCCUGAUCAGUGUGUUAUGUCUAUCCAUCACUACAUCCCUGGCAUGGCUCUUCAUCGGUCGCUUCUUCCAAUGCAUCGUCAGCAACGCAUUAUUUAUCGUCGGCAUGGCCACAAUGGCCGAGAAUAUAGGUUCAGAACACAUGGGCAAGAUAGCAGGUCUGAGCUCGACCCUAACAUCAGCCGGUACAUGCUCCGGUCCCGUUAUCGCCGGCUUCCUUUUCGGCAUUGGAGGAUAUUGGACGGCAUGGGCUGGCGCGGCUCUGUUCCUCAUCGUGGACAUCAUUAUGCGUCUGCUCAUGAUCGAAAAACCGCAGAAACGCCGCGACGCCGAAUCUACAUGUGCGGAAGAUCAUAGCUAUUCCUCCGAAAGAGAACCGCUUUUGAAUGGAGGUCGGACAUCGAAUAUUGAAGAGAUCGGUGGUUGGCGCUUUUACCUAUUUCUUUUCCGACAGUCUCGCUUCACGGCGGGCAUUGUCUGCUACUUCGUGUUUGCGCUGUUUAUUGCCAGUUUCGAAUCUACGGUUGCGAUGCAUGUCAGGGACACUUUUGGCUGGGGCGUUUUUCCGGUCGGGCUUUUGUUUGCCUCUAUCCAGGGGCCCGGGAUGGUUUUGGCUCCUCUUGUGGGGUAUCUGAAAGACCGUGUGGGAUCAAGGGUUCCCACUAUGAUUGGGUUUAUCUCUGUUGCGCCUUUCUUCGGGCUUCUUGGAAUUGCUGGCGAUGAACGUUUUCCAUGGGCGACUGGUGGCACUAGAGGGAAGAUCGUGUAUGGCGUUUGCACGACUAUGAUCGGGUGUUUUAUGUGCUUGCUCAGCGGGGUUGGGACUAUGGAAGCAACUGAAACUGUUGAUGAGUUGGAGGACUUAUAUCCCGGUAUAUUUGGCCCUUAUGGUGGGUACUCGCGUGCUAUGGCAAUCACAAAUAUGAGCUGGAUGUCUGGUCUUCUGGUGGGACCCGUCCUGGCUGGAUUCAUGGUCGAACGGUUUGGAUAUUUCGAGCUGCAGUGUGUACUUGUUGCCACUUCCUUGUUGGCUAGUCUCAAUGCUGCGCUCAAUCUCAGUACAGCGAGUUCUGAAAAGAGCGAGUCUGAUAGUGACUCGGGAGCCGAGGAGGCGUAG
Penicillium paradoxum is the source of this 1437-nucleotide messenger RNA. RefSeq lists its product as uncharacterized. Gene Ontology annotation, molecular function: transmembrane transporter activity. The record is from RefSeq and is a predicted model, not a curated record. NCBI's taxonomy places the organism in Eukaryota, Fungi, Ascomycota, Eurotiomycetes, Eurotiales, Aspergillaceae. Bases 1 to 1437 code for a protein of 478 amino acids. The transcript has 5 exons. Gene Ontology annotation, biological process: transmembrane transport.